Messenger RNA from Tarenaya hassleriana, 2371 nucleotides. RefSeq names its product pentatricopeptide repeat-containing protein At5g66631. The record is from RefSeq and is a predicted model, not a curated record. NCBI's taxonomy places the organism in Eukaryota, Viridiplantae, Streptophyta, Magnoliopsida, Brassicales, Cleomaceae. The coding region runs from base 326 to 2290 and encodes 654 amino acids. The transcript has 2 exons. Gene Ontology annotation, molecular function: protein binding.
UCGCCCCGCUUCAAGAUCGUUGAUUUUGGGUGAGCUGCCUACAAAAACCAAUGCUGAAUCUCAAAAAAGUUUGAGUCUUUAGAGGAUCUUUCUCGACCUAGCAAGACGAAACGAUACUACAGUAUGUGUUCGCACUGCGAAUCUCACUUUCACUGAAAGUAGUGGGUAUUCAGCUCUGUGAUUAUUGGAUCUGGCAACGUUCACCAGUUGUUCGACGAAUUGUCUCAAUCACCUUUGAACAUCUAUCUUCCUCAGUCUAUCAUCGGUUAAGGAAGCAUCUUUCGAAUUUCCCCCUUCGUGUGUGCUUCUGUUCUCUGUCUUUCCGAUGUAUUCCAGGAGAUUCUUGAACUCGAUCAACCCAGUUAGAUCCACAAUCAGCCAUCAAGUUCGGUUUUUUGGACGUGAUCCUUUCCCCAACAAAGUCCAGCAUUACUUGUACCGAGCAAACCUCGUCGAUUCUAUACGUCUCUGUCUCCGCUCGGCAUCCAACCGUGACUCGCUGACUUCUCUGUUAAGUUACCGUCUUCUCGACUCUUUCGUUGUCAAGAACGCAUUACGUUCAGCUCCUUCCCUUGCCUCUGCCUGGUCUAUCGUCAAAACCCUUCAAAAGAAUCGCCAGUUUUCUCAUGACAUCCAUACACUGCAUGCCCUUGCUACUGUUCUUGCCAAGUUUCGCCGAUCUUCAGAGCUUAGAUCUCUUAUUGGGGUGGUUGAUGCUGGCAAAUUUGGUAAAGUUCGUUUCAGCUUUAUGAACCUCAUGAAUUGGUACGCAAUGGCUGGCGAUUUUAACUCGGUUCUGAAGACAUGGGAGAGGUAUAGAUGUUUGGAAGAGGAGAAACUCUGCACCGAGUCUUAUAACGUCGUCAUGCAAGCUUACACAAAACUGGGUAAAGAUUAUGAGGCGGUCGAGACUUUUGAAAGGAUGAUCAACGAAGGAGGGAUCCCCAAUUCCAGAACGUUCACGGUUAUGAUCGAGCAUCUAGUGAAUUUGGGAAAUCUGGAUGGAGCUGUGGACAUUUUCAAGAUCUUGCCGUCGAUGAGGAUCACUCGGACACUGAAGCAUUAUUCGGUUUUGAUUGAAGCAAUCGUUGGUGAAGAACGGUUUGGCGAAGUCAAGACUCUGCUUUCCGAGAUGAAGGCUGAUGGGAAAUUCCCUGGAAGACGUAUGCUGGGGCCUCUGAAACGCAUGAAGGACAUGGGAUUCGAGCAAGAAGUGGAGGAAUUCUUGGGAGAAAUGUCGCCAGAUGAGAGAAUCAAGGACAUUUAUGGUUAUUCCAUGGAGAGUCCGAGCGAUGAUGAAGAGGGUGACAGAAACGAUGGUGAUGAUAGUGAUGGUGAGGAGGUUGCAGUUAAGUUGAAGCCAUGGCUGGACCCAAAAGCUCUGGCGGGUGCGUUAAAGAACUGGAACCCUAGCACGGUAGCUGCUCUGGAAGAAGCUAAUUUCAUCUGGACAAAUCUGUUGGUCUGUAAGGUGCUGAGAAAUUUCAAAUCGGCGGAAACUGCAUGGAGUUUCUUUUGCUGGGUGGCGAUUCAACCUGGGUUCACCCAUGAUGCCUAUACCAUCGAGAGAAUGAUGGCUCUUUUAGCAUGCCAUGGCAAUGUAGAACUGGUCGAUAAGCUUUUCUCCAAAGUGAGAGCCGAAGGGAUCAACCUGCCUUUCAGCACCAUCAGGCUGAUCAUCGAACUGUACGGUGUUUCUAAGAAGCCAGACGCAGCCCUCAAGGUUCUCCGACAUGACAAGACACUCUGCAACCAGAUUUCAGAUUUCAGUCUGAUGUUGUUAUACUCAUCCCUCCUAAGAACAUUGACGAAAUGUGGGAGAAAUGCAGAGGCUUUGGAUACGUUGGAUGAGAUGAUUCUGAACAACAUUUGCCCCGAUAUCCAGACAUUUUCAGGUUUGAUGUAUCAUUUUGCGUUGCAAGGAGAGAUCCAGACUGUCCAAAGACUCUUCUCGAUGGUCAGACAGAUAGGUCUCGAACCAGACCCGUAUAUGCUAAAGCUACUUGUCCAGGCAUAUUGCAGAUGCGAAAGAGCCGCACUUGCUUACAGGGUGUUCCAAGACAUGAGGGAUACGAAUCUGAUGCCAGACAAAGAGACGAAAGAUCUGCUUGUGAGGAGUCUCUGGAAAGAAGAGAAGCGAAAAGAGGCAGCCAUGGUGGAAGAGAGCUAUGAAGAGAUGAAGAACGUUCUGCCAUUGAAGUUAAGGGGUCAUGUCUGGACCAUCAGUUCGGAGAACAUCAAUCAGGUUCAUGGCAUUUACAGGAGCUGUGUUCUCAGGACUUCGACUUAAGCAUUUAAGCUGUUUUUUUUCCUUAACUCAGACUUGAAAAAAAAAUCUGAUGUUAUGGCUCCUCUGUUUCAUCACAAUCUU